Molecule: messenger RNA, 1449 nt
Organism: Sabethes cyaneus
Lineage: Eukaryota; Metazoa; Arthropoda; Insecta; Diptera; Culicidae
Exons: 1
Coding region: 1-1449 (482 amino acids)
Molecular function (GO): catalytic activity
Source: RefSeq, a predicted model, not a curated record
AUGGGUAUAUGUCCGCCCGAAGCUAUCGUAGAUACUACACACACUGAAAGAGAUCAAUAUGAACUGAACGGGGAGGUGCUGCAUAACAAUCAACUUGUGCCCAGACAAGAGUCUCUUACCAAUACAACAACACCGGCUACCACAACUGCAUUUCGACGCACUGAGAGCUCAAUUACAGUGUACUAUCAGAAUGUUAGAGGGCUUCGAACGAAGAUCGAGGAUUUGUUUCUAACUGUUUCGAACGCAGAGUACGACAUAAUCGCUCUAACUGAAACAUGGCUUAAUGAGGAGAUUCAUUCUGUACAACUGUUCGGCACCAAUUACACGGUGUACCGGAACGAUCGCGACCCCAGUGCUACAGGGAAAAAGAGAGGAGGUGGAGUUCUCAUUGCGGUUUCGUCCAAGAUUAAUUCUUCUAAGUCCGCGUCUCGAGUUAGCAACAGUAUAGAGCAUCUUUGGGUGAACGUGUAUGGGUCGGGUAGCACCGUCGCCGUUGGUGUAGUCUAUAUAGCACCUGAGCUUGCAGUUGAAACCGAUGUCAUCGAACAGCAUAUUGAAUCUGCCUUUACUAUAACUGAAUCACUACGAUCGUGUGACUGCCAUUUACUGCUUGGGGAUUACAAUCAACCAGGUCUAGUAUGGACAAGCUCUUCUACUGGCUUUUUAUAUCCUGAUCCUUCCAAAUCAAGAUUUUCCACACCGAGCUCCGUUCUCGUUGAUGGAAUGGCUACGAUGGACAUGAAGCAAAUUAACGAUGUUAAAAAUAACAGAGAUCGUACCUUAGACCUCAUUUUUAUUAAUGCCGAGUUUGUUCCGAGGUGCUCUGUAUCAGAGGCAGUUGAGCCUCUAAUUCAGGCGGAUUUAUUUCAUCCAGCUCUUGUUGCUAACCUUCAGUAUACUUAUCCGAUUAACUACCAUGACUGCGCUGACGAGACUGAAUUCGACUUUCACAAAGCUGAUAUUGCUGCACUUAGCCGUGCUAUUGGGAAUCUCAACUGGUCGCAGUUAUUAGAUGGUAGUAUUGACAGCGCAGUGGAAAUUUUUACCUCCCAGAUGUCGCAGUUCUUUCAUCGUUUCGUUCCCGCUCCACGCACUCGCGGAAAACCACCGUGGUCGAAUCAUCAACUACGUGAGCUGAAACGCUUACGAGCCGCCGCAUUGAGACGCUACAUCAACUGUCGCAACCCGUUUACAAAGCGUGAAUUCAACUUCGCUAGUAGCAGUUACCGAACAUUAAAUCGUCAUCUUUACUCAAAAUAUGUGCAGCGUAAGGAAACAGAUUUGAAGCGUAAUCCAAAAAGCUUUUGGCACUUCAUGAACGAAAAACGCCAAACAAGUGGGCUACCGACAAGCAUGUUCCUCGAUACAAAAGUAGCUGAGUCUCGCGAAGCGAUCUGCAAUUUAUUUAUAUACCUCAUGCCUGCAAACUUUUGUAUGCUGAUGAUCUGA